AUGUUUGCAACAUGUAAAAGAUCAAUUUUUCUUCCUGGUCGUUUAAAGUUUUCGUUGUCAUCGGCUGAUCUGGGGAAGUCGUACUAUGACACUCUUGGUGUUACCCCUCACGCCACCCAAAAUGACAUUAAAGCAGCUUACUACAAAUUGUCAAUGAUGUAUCAUCCUGAUAAAAAUAAAGGCAGCGAAGAGGCCAGUCAGAAGUUUCGAGAUAUUACAGAGGCGUAUGAAAUAUUGGGUAACUUUCGCUUGAAGAAGUUGUAUGAUAAAGGGCUUCUUUCCCCAGAUGGGUCGCAAUAUGGUAGAACCAGUACUGAUCCAAUGCCUGAAGAUGAUGAACAAACAAAAUUUUACAAGUCCAGGUUUACACGGGAUAAACCACCUACUACAGGUAGAACACCAAUUUAUAAUUUUGAUGAAUGGUCUCAUGCUCAUUAUGGUGAUGCAUUUGCCAGACGAGCUGCAGCGAAAGAAAGAUUCGAGCAGAAAAAAAUGGAUAAGCUGAGGCAAGAAAAGGAAGUAGAAAAUGAAUUUGUCGUUUUGGGGGUUUUACUUUUUGUACUUAGUUUUUUUGCAUUUACUCGUAUUACAAAUGAUAGCAAUGAUAUUAGUGGAAAAGAAUUUGAUGGCAAUGAGGUUGAAAAGUAA
Molecule: messenger RNA, 648 nt
Organism: Gryllus bimaculatus (two-spotted cricket)
Lineage: Eukaryota; Metazoa; Arthropoda; Insecta; Orthoptera; Gryllidae
Source: the annotation of a GenBank genome assembly